Molecule: messenger RNA, 1857 nt
Organism: Dalotia coriaria
Lineage: Eukaryota; Metazoa; Arthropoda; Insecta; Coleoptera; Staphylinidae
Gene: CtsK1
Product: C1 family peptidase 26-29-p
Exons: 6
Coding region: 108-1769 (553 amino acids)
Biological process (GO): positive regulation of apoptotic signaling pathway; positive regulation of peptidase activity; immune response
Cellular component (GO): lysosome
Molecular function (GO): cysteine-type endopeptidase activity; cysteine-type endopeptidase activator activity involved in apoptotic process
Source: RefSeq, a predicted model, not a curated record
AAUAUCAGCCAAAGCGAAACCAGCAAACUACUUGAAAACUCGCAGUCGCUUGUGUCGCUUCGACACGCACGCAUCAUAGUUAUCUCAUUUAGUUACAAAUAACAACCAUGGAGUACAAAGCAUUGUGCUUUGUACUUUUUGUGGUCGUUGCUCAUGCAGCAACUACUGAUAAGAAAAAUAUUAAAUCGCCGGAUUGGAGCAACACAUAUACGGUGAAGGGCACAUUGUACAUCCCCUACGCUGAAAUUGAAGAACCCUUCUACGCGUGGUAUGAUUCCGCCGCAAAACAAUCGAGAAUCGAUUACUAUGGCGGUAUGGUCAAGACCUACCAACUCGGUAACGGCGGCAAAUACGGCACCAGCUUGAAAAUUGCACCUGUAACCACAGAGUCCUUGCUCAACUCGCAAACUUGUUUGCAAGUCAAUGGCACCGAAGAUGCAAGUAUUGAGCCGCAGGCAAUUUUACCAUCGCUCAUCGGUUUCGAAUGCGUCGGUGAAGAAAUGAUCGACGGAGUCAAGACAGAAAAAUGGCAGUUAACGCAAACCAUCGGCCAGAAAGUCAACAAAUAUACUAUGUGGAUGAAAUGGCGCAACGAGCAAGAAAAGACUGAAGCUAAAUACGCUGUUCCAGUCAGGUACGAAAUGAAGGGUUUCAACUCAUUGUUGGGAUCUCAUUAUGACCACUACUAUUUGCAAUACGAUUACUACGAUGUAAACGAUAUCGAUCCGGAUACCUUCGCCGUAGAUCCCAACUUGCAGUGUAGCGGGUUCCCAGGUCCUGGCGAUCGUCACGUGUACACGUUCAACCCGAUGCGAGAAUUUAUCCACCCUGCUUCAACUUCACACGUUGACUUCGAGUUUGGCAAGUUUAUGAAAAAGCAUCAGAAAAAUUACCAGUCCGAGAAGGAACACCAUCGUCGCAUGGAAGUAUUCCGUCAAAAUAUUCGCUUCAUCCAUUCUACAAACCGCCAACGCGUUGGUUACACAUUGAGUGUCAACCAUCUUGCCGACCGUACCGAUUUGGAAUUGAAGGCGUUGCGCGGUAGAAGAUAUUCAGGUGUCUACAACGGUGGUAAACCCUUCCCCUACAAAAACGCAAAGGGUGAAACUGUACCAGAACAAUAUGACUGGCGGAUUUAUGGUGCCGUUACUCCAGUUAAGGAUCAAUCCGUUUGCGGUUCCUGUUGGUCGUUUGGUACCAUCGGCGCGAUUGAAGGUGCAAACUUCUUGAAGACUGGUCAAUUGAUGAGGUUGUCUCAACAAGCACUUAUUGAUUGCUCAUGGGGUUAUGGUAACAAUGGUUGUGAUGGUGGCGAGGACUUCCGCGCUUACCAAUGGAUGUUAAAACACGGCGGCAUCCCAACUGAAGAAGAGUACGGACCCUACUUGGGACAGGACGGCUACUGUCACGCCAAUAACGUAUCUCUGGUUGCUAAAAUCAAUGGAUGGGUUAAUGUCACAUCGGGAGAUGAAGAUGCUCUGCGCUUGGCAAUUUUCAAACAUGGCCCAAUCAGCGUUGCAAUUGACGCCAGCCAUAGAACUUUCAGUUUCUACUCUAAUGGUGUUUAUUAUGAACCGACCUGUGGCAAUAAGGUAGAUGAAUUGGAUCAUGCUGUACUGGCUGUCGGCUAUGGAACACUCAAUGGAAAGGACUACUGGUUGAUCAAGAACAGUUGGAGUAACUAUUGGGGCAAUGAUGGAUAUGUACUGAUGUCUGCAGAGAACAAUAACUGUGGUGUUAUGACUACACCAACUUACGUAACAAUGUAAUUUGAUAAUUAGAGCCCGGUAACAAAUUUAUAACUAAUGAAGUUUUAAAGAAUAGUUUUCGAAAUAAAUGAAUAGUUCCAAAAAUAAA